AUGAAUCGUAACACAAUUAAUGUUACUAUUCCUGAUGGUUUACAUGAAAUGCUUGAAGAUUUUGUUCGUUCUGUUAUAUCAUCGAAAAUAAAAUCUCGUGAUUUAUAUAAAUAUGCUUAUGAAUAUUUUUUAUCUAAUAAAACUUCUUCGGAAACAAAUCUUAAUGAUAUAAUGGAUGAUAAAACUGAAGAAUGUAUGCGUACAGCAUUUGAAAAUCUUGAUGAAUAUGAAAAUCGUCGUAUGACACGUCCAGUUUUAUUUGGUGAUACAUUUAAUCCUGAAAUUGAAAAACUUGUUUUAUCAAUAUCAACGAAUGAAAAAUCUCCUGAAGAACAUCAUUUUCUACAACAAACAAUUCCAACAACAUUACCAUUUCGUGCACUUGAUUAUGACCAAAUCGAAGAAAUUAUUCAAUAUUUUCAAUCAUAUAAUGUUAAAUCCGGUGAAAUAUUAAUGAAAGAAAAAGAAGAAGGAGAUUAUUUUUAUCUUAUUCAGAUAGGCGUUUAUGAAGCAUUAAUUAAUAAUAAACAAGUGAAAAUAUAUAAUAAUGAAGGUUCAUUUGGAGAAUUAGCUUUACUUUAUCGACAACCACGUUUAGCUACAAUUCGUGCAGUAACCGAUGGAAAAUUAUGGCGUAUGAAUCGAGAUAUAUUCUCAAAAGUUGUUCGAUUUGUUGCAUUUAAAAAACGUCAACGUCAUUUAGAAUUUUUAAGAAAUUGUCAAAUUCUAAAAAAUAUGAAUGAAAAAGAAAUGUUAGAUGUUGCUGAUGCACUUAAAUGUGAAGAAUAUAAACGUGGAGAUACGAUUAUUCAUGAGGGUGAUAAUGCUGAUGCUAUGUAUUUUGUUCAAUCCGGUAAUGUAGAAAUUCGUAUACGUGAAUUAUCAAAUAAAACUGAUUAUAUUGUUGUUAAAACAUGUCAACCAGGUGAUUAUUUUGGAGAACGUGCUUUAUUAUACAAUGAACGUCGUGCAGCAACUGCUAUUGCAAUAACACAUUGUCAAUUAUUAGUACUUGAUCGAGCAGAUUUUAAUCGUUUAUUAGGAAGUGCUAAAGAUGUAUUAAAACGUAAUGCAGAACAUUAUAAAACAAUAGUUAAAGAUAUACAAAAUAAACAUAUGUAG
Adineta steineri is the source of this 1122-nucleotide messenger RNA. The record is from the annotation of a GenBank genome assembly. Lineage: Eukaryota; Metazoa; Rotifera; Eurotatoria; Adinetida; Adinetidae.